CCCCUGUUGCCACUCACAAGAAGGUGUGACCCUGGGCAAAAUUCUCCCAAACAAUUGCAGUUCUCAAGAGACUCUGUAUUCUGCACCAAAGCUGAGUUUUCUUUGUAUAUUCCUAGGCCAGAAGUAAAUUAUGUUUUAACAUGAGUCAGUAUUGCUAAUAGUACAAAGUCUACACCUAGCUGGAGAUUAAACCUUAUCCUGGUAAUUGCCUGCCUGCCUACCACUGAUGUCUGGAAACAUUACAAGGACAGCUGGCAGGCAUUGGGUUGUCAUCUCCAGUUUACUACAUCAUCACUGACUGCUCACUGAGACCAUUGCUUGUCACUCAGAUGGAGUGUGUCUUAACACAAUUAUGUCUGCUCACUGGAGAGCAGUGUCUUUCUGCCUCACACACAGUGUAGCCAUAGGAAAAUGCCUCUCAGAAAUUCUUAUUUAUUUUAGGUUUUUCAAGACAAGGUUUUCUGUGUGUAAUGGUCCAAGCUGGAACUCGAUUUGUAGACCAGGCUGGCCUUAAACUAACAGUGAUUUCCCUGCCUCUGCCUCUUUGAGUGCUGGGAUUUAAAGCAUGCACCACUACCACCCAGCAGAAAUUUUUUGAAACAUCAAUAUAAGGAUUGCUUUUUUUUUUUAAGAUUAUUUAUUUAUUAUGUACACAACAUUCUGCUUCCAUGUAUAUGUGCACACCAGAAGAGGGCACCAGAUCUCAUAACGGAUGGUUGUGAGCCACCAUGUAGUUGCUGGGAAUUGAACUCAGGACCUCAGGAAGAGCAGUCAGUGCUCUUAACCUCUGAGCCAUCUCUCCAGCACCAUCUGAUAGGAGCUAAGCAUCACUGGAUGAGGGUAGGCAUCGUCAAUUGAUUAAUCUCUGAUAUCUAAGAUGGUUUUAUAUAAUUUUUUUUGGUGGUGGCAGUUGUUUUGUUUUGUUUUGUUUUGUUUUGUGGGAAGGUCUUGGUUAGUAUCCCUGUCUGGCUCACAAGUUAUGCAGAGACCACGCUGGCAUUAAACUUGUGAUCUUCCUGUCUCUGCCUCCUAAGUGUUGAGAUUAUAGGAGUGCACCACCUCUCUGAAACAAACAGGGCACUUCUCCAUUUUCAACUGUUACAUGUAGUUAUACCUUAGAAUUUAAAAUUAUUUUCAUGCCAUGUAGAAGAUGUAGAGUUUUAUUUGAAUCUUAGAAUAUGUGGGAGAAUGAAUGAAGAAAUGGGGAAAGAGAUAUGUACACAUAGCUUCUGUUUCCUUCUAAAUCUAUACUGUUAUGCACACCAAGAACAUUAAGGUGAAACUAAAGUCUGGGAUUUACACAGACAGAAGCCCACUGUAGUCAAGAGACAAGUGUGGGAAUUUCAGGGUUCUUUCAGAGCUCGUUUUCAUUUUCUUCAUUGUUGAAACUAGAGUCACCAGUCUGUUUUACCAUUUUUUUUCUGUUUUGUUUUGUUUUCCUAGACAGGGUUUCUCUGUGGUUUUGGAACUAGCUCUUGUAGACCACCUGGUCUGGAACUCACAGAGACCCACCUGCCUCUGCCUCCCGAGUGCUGGGACUAAAGGCGUGCACCACCCCUGGCCGGCUUACCAUUUUAUUUUUAUGAUGAGGCCAUUGGGAGGACUAACCUAGAUUACAGGCUCUAAUACAUUUCUGUGGUAAAAAUGAGACCAUUUAACACUUAUGCCUUAGAAGCACUCCAUAAAGAAGGACCAUGUUCGAAGUGGGUGUAAACUGUCAAAAUUCAUUAGGUACAUACACAAGGGAUGAGCAAAAGCAGAACAUCCAAAUACUAUUCUCCUGAAUGAAAGGGAUAAAGCAGUCAUGGAUAAAAGAGAACUAAGCACCAGUAAGUAUGACCACUAUUAGGAUGAGGAAAGAGGCAGGACAACAGAGAAUUCUUAAUUGUUCAGAGAACCCUGAGAAGCUCUGACCCCUCCCCCACAACCCUGCCAGAAUGUUGGGCCCAAAAGAAUAAGCAAGAUAACAGAUGUCAUGUCCACGGCCUGGAGAGAAUGAAAGAUGAUCUGACUUACAGAACUGGCUGAGUCAUUGCAGACUACAGGGCUCGCCUCCAUGAACAUCAAGGAACUUAAGCAACACUGAAGGAAUCCCUGCACUGUCCAUAACCACCGAGGCCCAGGAGAGAAGGAAGAACAGAGAGAGACAGCCUGAAGACUGUAAGAAUCAAGAUGGACAGCAGCCCACAAGGGACAAGCACAGAUCUGGGUUUCUGAGUCGGGGGAAAAACCUAUCAGGGAGGAGUGCCGCUGAUGGACAUAGAUCCUACAUAACGGUUUCUUUGGGCCAUGUCAGUGGCGGCAUCAGUGAAAGGGAUUACCUCCAUUCUGUCUUCUCUACAGAUAACCAAAGUGGCCUUAAAGGAAGCUAAGAUAACAUCUCACAUUUGGGCUGCCCAGCAGUUGAACUUGGGUCUGAGACUAGUGCCAGGACACCCAUCUGUCAAAAUAGGGAUCUUGGUACUAUUAAUUUUUCUCCCAAGUACAUUCUGUGACAUAGGACCUGUAUAUUACUCUUCUUAUGAAACGGUCAUCCCCAAGAGACUGCCAGUCGAGGGGAGUGAAGAUCCUGGAGGAAGGGUGUCCUACAUGCUGUUGAUACAGGGCCAGCAGCAGCUGCUUCACCUAAAGGUAAAGGGAGACUACUCUGUGAAUAACUUCCCAGUCUACAGUUACCACAAUGGCAUCCUGGAGCAAGAAAUGCCUCUCCUCUCUCAGGACUGCCACUAUGAAGGCUACAUGGAAGGGGUACCAGGCUCUUUUGUUUCUGUCAACAUCUGUUCCGGCCUCAGGGGCAUCCUGAUUAAGGAGGACACAUCCUACAGCAUCGAGCCUAUUCUCUCUUCCAAAGGGUUUGAACACAUUCUGUACACCGUGGGCCUUCAGCCUCAAGCCUCCUGCAGCGUCACUCCCAAAGGCAGUUCAGGGGACACCAGCCAGCAACAAAGGAACGGGAAGCCCGAUGACCCAUGGGAACUGUCUGAUUUGAGGUCACACACCAAGUAUGUGGAGAUGUUUGUCGUGGUCAACCACCAGCGCUUUCAGAUGUGGGGCAGCAGUGUCAACGAGACGGUCGGGGCAGUAGUGGACAUCAUUGCUCUGACCAACAGCUUCACUAGGGGACUAAACACAGAGGUGGUGCUGGUGGGGAUGGAAAUCUGGACAGAGGGGGACCCGAUCGAGGCCCCGGUGGAUCUGCAGGCUACCCUGAGGGAUUUCAACCGCUGGAGACAGGAGAAGCUCGUGGGCCGGCUCAGGCACGAUGUUGCACACUUGAUCGUCGGGCAUCACCCAGGAGAGAACGAGGGCCAGGCGUUUCUCCAUGGUGCCUGUUCAGGCGGGUUUGCAGCAGCUGUGGAGGCCUUCCCUCAUGAAGAUGUCCUGCUGUUUGCGGCGCUUAUGGCCCAUGAGCUGGGGCACAACCUGGGUAUCCAGCACGACCACCAGGCCUGCAUCUGUGACCAUAAGCACUUCUGCCUCAUGCACGAGAAUAUCACCAAGGGCAGUGGCUUCAGCAACUGCAGCUCUGAUGAUUUCUACCGUUUCCUCCAUGACCACAGAGGGGCCUGCCUGCUCGACAGGCCUUGGCACCAAAGCCGUAAGCGCAGAGCGACCCGUUGUGGAAAUGGUGUGGUGGAGGAUUGGGAGCAGUGUGACUGUGGUCCUGCCUGUGACCAUCACCCAUGCUGUGACCCAACCUGUAGACUGAAAUUAGGUGCAGAGUGUAGUGACGGACUCUGCUGCUACAAAUGUCAUGUUAAAAAGAAAGGGGUCUUGUGUCGUCCUGUUGAGGAUGUGUGUGACCUGCCUGAGUACUGUAAUGGCCUUUCUCAAGAAUGUCCUGCAAACAGCUACAAGCAGGAUGGCACGCUGUGUGACAGGAUUUAUUACUGCUCUGGGGGUUGGUGUAAGAACCCUGAUAAGCAAUGCACAAAGAUAUAUGGAUACCCUGCAAGAUCCGCCCCUGACGACUGUUAUAUUUUAAUGAACACCAAAGGGAACCGGUUUGGAAACUGUGGCCAUCCCACCACAGCUAACGCACGAUAUGAAACGUGUUCCGAUGAUGAUGUGUUUUGUGGGAAGCUGAUAUGUACAGAUGUUAGGUACUUGCCGCAAGUCAGACCCCAACACACCUUGCUCCAGGUUCCUUAUGGAGAUGAUUGGUGCUGGAGCAUGGAUGCCUAUAACAUUACUGAUGUCCCUGACUUUGGAGAUGUGCAGAGCGGCACUUACUGUGCCCCAAACAAAGUCUGCAUGGAGUACUACUGUACUGACCACACAGUGCUCCAGUACAACUGCAAGCCAGAGGAGCUGUGUCACGGUAAAGGAGUGUGCAACAAUCUCAGGCAUUGUCACUGUGACGAUGGUUUUGCCCCUCCAGACUGCAACGGCCCAGGAGAUGGGGGCAGUGUGGACAGUGGUCCUGUUGGUAAGCCAGCGGAUCGAAACUUGAGUUUGUUUGUACUUUUUGGCGACAAAACCCAGUCUAAGGCGGACGAUGAGGAGGUAAACAUGAAAGUGGUGGUGCUUGUGGUCCCUAUAUUUCUUGUCCUUUUACUGUGUGCUCUGAUGCUGAUCGCCUACCUCUGGUCCGAAGUACAAGAAGCAGUAUCUCCAGGGAGUUCAUCAUCCUCUUCAACAGAAACCUCAGAGGGUGCAGGCCAGCCCCCUCAAAGGGGAGUUCCAUCUGCGAGGCCUCCACCCAAGUGAGGUUUAUUUAAGGUCUUCUCAUGGAUCACUGAUAUUGAUAUCUUGUAUCUGCAGGGCAAUUUUGACUGACUAAGGGGUUUUCCGGGCAUGCUGCAUCUGCACUGUUUAGUGUAAUGUGUUGUCUGUACUUGUGUUGCUCACCUCAGUAACAACUAUUAUAUCAUGAAUGUUUUUAUGAGAUCUGAAUGUUCUAACUUGCCCUGUCAGCUACUGUUCAUAAAAUAGAGGUCGUUUUAAAUAAAUAUGAGUAAGAAGGCCUUUCCCCCUUCAGACGAAGCAUCA
Messenger RNA from Cricetulus griseus (Chinese hamster), 4992 nucleotides. Lineage: Eukaryota; Metazoa; Chordata; Mammalia; Rodentia; Cricetidae. The record is from RefSeq and is a predicted model, not a curated record.